GCGGUUCGUGUUGUCACUGCCUUCGAGUUGGCGGGUCGCUUUCUAGAGUUCUUCCCUUCCUUGAAACACUCUUCGUUGCUGCUUCAGUAGUACCUCACCCCUCGCUCGACCUGAUUCUACUCACUUCACUUUCUUGUUUCUGACUGUUCUUGUUCAUACUGACUCUUUCCGUCUCUCUCUCCUGUCUUGUCACGCGGUUCUCUCUUCCUGUCCAGUCGACAUGUCCCUGUGAAGCCAACGGGACAAUCCCUCUUUACCCAGCUUUUCCAUCCAAGCCAUCCGCACCCAUUCCAAUACCCAGUACUAAAAUCUCGUUUCGAAAGUCGAGGCUGACUUGACCUUACCUCCUCGACUACAAACCCUCUUACCUGCGGCCAUGGGGCUGUUCAACCGCAAGACCAAAGCUGGUGUUGUCACAGACGCAGCUCCAAACGCCAACCCUGUCGCAGAAAAGCCCAAUGGCUCCAAUGAUUCCACACAUGCCUCUUCGCCCGUCCCUGCUGCCGGAGGAGUCCUCCCUCAAUACAAUCACAACGGUCAUCUGGUAACAAGAGGCAUCCAUCCCGAUGGGGAGAGUGGUCGCAGCGGAAUUCACCCGGUCUAUUUCUUCAAGAUCAUAUGGACAUCGUCUUGCACAGUUUCGAGCUGGGUCAACAUCCUGUGGCCUUUCGUCCCCGCGGCCAUUGCUCUCCACUUUGUCCAUGGCGACCAUCAUCUGUGGACCUUUGCUAUCAAUUACAUCGCUAUGGUUCCCUCUGCCAAUUUGCUCGGGUUCGCUGGACAAGAGCUGGCGAGAAAGCUCCCAAAGGUCAUGGGCAUCCUCAUCGAGACAACUCUGGGAUCUGUCGUGGAGAUCGUUUUGUUCAUGGUCCUAAUUGCUAAAGACAAUGGAACUGGCGAGAUCGGAAGUGGCAAUAAGAUCGUAGUGAUCCAAGCCGCCAUCCUCGGGUCCAUCCUUACCAACCUCUUGCUGUGUCUAGGAUCCUGUUUCUUAGUAGGCGGGCUGGUGCACAAGGAACAAACAUUCCACGCGGUCAUCAGUGAAGCUGGAUCGGGAUUGCUCUUGGUUGCGGGAUUUGCCCUCUUGAUCCCCAGCGCUUUUUACUCCUCAUUGAACCGCAGCACCGUCCCUGACGGCGAAGAAGGAUACACGGCCUCACAGUUACGCAGCGAUACCCUCAACAUCAGCCACGGCGUCUCUGUCAUCCUCCUGGUUGCAUUUGCGCUUUACCUGCUUUAUAAUUCACUUUCCCACGAUAACAUUUUUCAAGAAGUCCUCGAAGCCGAUGAAGAGGCUGAUAGAGACAGGCACAGAGAUCUCAAAAAGCCAAAGUUGACCAUGACCGAGUGUAUCGUGGCCAUUGUCUUUGCCUUGACGUUCAUUUCCCUCAUUGCAGUCUUCCUAGUGGACGAGAUCGAGUUUGUCGUUGCGAAUGGAGUUCCGGACAACUUCUUGGGUCUGGUUCUCGUGCCGUUGGUCGAGAAGGCUGCGGAACAUUUGACUGCCGUCGACGAAGCAUAUGACAAUCAGAUCAAUUUCGCUCUCUACCACUGCCUUGGACCUUCUAUUCAGACCGCCCUGUUCAAUGCCCCUCUGGUCGUCAUCGUUGGCUGGGGUCUUGGUAAGCCGAUGGAUUUGAACUUUGAAAUCUUCAUGGUCGUGCUUCUGGUCAUGUCUAUCUUGGUAGUUGGCAAUUUCCUCAGGGAUGGAUCUUCCAACUACCUGGAAGGCGGUCUGCUUGUGAUUGUGUACGUCAUUAUCGCAGUCACCGCGUGGUAUUAUCCUAAUGCCGAGUUGACCACAUCCAACGGGACUUCGGGAGGGACGCAAAGUAGCGGUGGAGAAGGCACUGAAGCGCUGGUCAAUGUCGCCAAAAUGCUGUUGGCUUGAGUAUAGCACACGUGGCCAUCCAAAAUUCGAUACAUUGGGUCCUUCGAAAAAGGAAAAUUCAACAGGCAUGCUUGUCAGGAUUUUGCGGAUACCAAAGCAAGGCGUCCAGGUGUUCAAUUUCUUGCGCUGAUGACAGCAACUCCUGUUUGCGAGAGCUUUGCAUCAUUUGACGACAAAAGAUAUAUCAAACAGAGAGCUUUGUGCUCACGAAUCGCUUACCAUGACCGCUGGGGUAGAGUCCGUCCGUUCCAAGAUACCUACCAAGUAUAUGGAUCGGAUGUAGGAAGGGGUGCCAGGGGAACCCUGCAAGGCUACUACCGCGCGAGGCUACGUCAUGCUUUGGCUUUCCUGGCCCCGUCGUGCCCGUGUUCCGGCCAGGGAACAAGUUCGACGGAGGGGGUACGGAGGGGGUACGGAGUAGAGAGCCAUCGGCUACGAGUUGCGCUCUACUCGGUACUGCUACGUAAAGAUCGUCAAUCCAAGUGAAACAAGGCUGAAGUAGAAUCGAAUCUUAGAGGGCGCGGUCACCGAAUAGAGAUUCCACAAAGGCAGGAGGAGGAGAAACAAAAUAAAUUGUGUCUUUAAAAUAGAACUGGCGUGCAG
Molecule: messenger RNA, 2494 nt
Organism: Cladophialophora immunda
Lineage: Eukaryota; Fungi; Ascomycota; Eurotiomycetes; Chaetothyriales; Herpotrichiellaceae
Product: calcium/proton exchanger
Exons: 3
Coding region: 377-1891 (504 amino acids)
Biological process (GO): calcium ion transmembrane transport; intracellular calcium ion homeostasis
Cellular component (GO): fungal-type vacuole membrane
Molecular function (GO): calcium:proton antiporter activity
Source: RefSeq, a predicted model, not a curated record